UACCCAAUAUAGCCAUUAACCAAACGACUCAGAUAAAAAUAAAUCGAACUCGAAGAAACGAAAAAAGAACUAAAAGUGGACUGAACAAAAUUCCGAAGAUUCGAUCCUCGGCCAGAGAGCAAAAUAUGUGCAAUGUCAAAAUUUGUUUUCGAUAGUAUGCUGCCAAAGUAUUCACAGUUCCAGCCGUUUAUCAGUUCGCACCACCUAACCACCACCCCCCCGAAUUCGUCAUCUGCAGCAGUUGCCGCCGCCCUAGCCGCCGCCGCCGCCUCUGCCUCCGCCAGCGUUUCAGCCAGCAGCAGCAGUAAUAGCAACAGCAACACCAACAACAACACCAGCAGCAGCAACAACGCCAGUGGCAGCAAUACUAGCAACAACAACAACAACAGCAGCAGCAGUCCCAGCAGCAGCAAUCUCAAUUUGAGCGGAGGAUCCCUGUCGCCCAGUCAUUUGAGCCAACAUCUGGGCCAAUCACCCCACUCGCCGGUGUCCUCGUCGUCGCCCUUCCAACAGCACCACCACCCACAGGUGCAGCAGCAACACCUGAGUCUGAACCACCAGCAGCAGCAACAUCUGCACCACCAGCAGCAGCAGCACCACCAAUACUCCUCUCUAUCCGCGGCCCUUCAGUUGCAGCAGCAACAGCACCACAUCAGCAAACUAGCCGCCGCCGCCGUCGCCUCGCACGGCCACGCCCACGCCCACCAGCAACUGCUGCUAACGCCCCCGUCGGCGGGCAAUUCGCAAGCGGGCGACAGCAGCUGCUCACCGUCGCCCUCGGCUUCGGGCAGUUCGUCGCUGCACCGCAGUCUCAACGACAACUCGCCCGGAUCCGCAUCCGCGUCCGUGUCCGCAUCCGCGGCCAGUUCCGUUGCCGCCGCUGCAGCAGCCGCCGCCGCCGCGGCCAGCUCCUCGUUUGCCAUCCCCACCAGCAAGAUGUAUCCGUACGUGUCGAACCACCCGAGCAGCCACGGAGGUCUCUCCGGAAUGGCCGGCUUCACAGGUCUGGAGGACAAGUCCUGCAGCAGGUACACGGACACCGUGAUGAACAGCUACCAGUCGAUGAGCGUACCUGCCUCGGCAUCCGCGCAGUUCGCCCAGUUCUAUCAACAUGCCACAGCCGCCGCAUCGGCGGUAUCAGCGGCCAGUGCCGGAGCGAUCGGAGUGGACUCGCUGGGCAACGCCUGCACACAGCCCGCCUCCGGGGUGAUGCCGGGGGCAGGGGGAGCGGGCGGAGCCGGUAUCGCCGAUCUGCCCAGGUAUCCGUGGAUGACGCUUACAGACUGGAUGGGAAGCCCCUUCGAGCGUGUCGUUUGCGGCGAUUUCAACGGCCCCAAUGGUUGCCCCCGAAGACGCGGUCGCCAGACCUACACACGCUUCCAGACCCUCGAACUGGAGAAGGAGUUCCACUUCAACCACUACUUAACCCGGCGGAGGCGCAUCGAGAUCGCACAUGCCCUCUGCCUGACCGAGCGACAGAUUAAGAUCUGGUUCCAGAACCGGCGCAUGAAGCUGAAGAAGGAGUUGCGUGCCGUCAAGGAGAUAAAUGAACAGGCGCGACGCGAUCGCGAGGAGCAGGAGAAGAUGAAGGCCCAGGAGACGAUGAAAUCCGCCCAGCAGAACAAGCAAGUGCAGCAGCAACAGCAGCAGCAGCAACAGCAACAGCAGCAGCAACAGCAGCACCAGCAGCAGCAGCAACAGCCGCAGGACCACCACUCGAUCAUCGCACACAAUCCGGGCCACUUGCACCACUCGGUGGUGGGUCAGAACGAUCUCAAGCUCGGCCUUGGCAUGGGCGUGGGCGUUGGCGUGGGCGGCAUUGGGCCGGGCAUUGGAGGCGGACUCGGUGGCAAUCUGGGCAUGAUGAGCGCCCUGGACAAGAGCAAUCACGACCUGCUGAAGGCAGUCAGCAAGGUCAACUCCUAAGCUGACCCUGGCCCACCGCCGCCGCCGUCGCCGCCGCCCAGCCGAGCCAACGAGCCAAUCUUCCACCAGCCGCACCACUAGCUCCACUAGCACCACCACCACCAACACCGCCGCAGGAUCACCGCCAGGAUCAGCUGAUCCUGCGCUCUUUUUCAUCUCCUCGUCUGUGUAACGCGCGAGAUAGCAAGCUGAAAAGCAGAAGAUAAACUCGAUAACUAAAAUACGUAAAGUUUUACAUAGUAAAUAGUUGCAUAAGUCUACCAGCCUACAUACACGCAAAUGAGUGGGUUCGAUGGCCCAGGGGCGAUUCACCGGAUGGGGGUUUGGAUCUGAGGUUUCUUUCUGAGGUUUUCCCGCGAGCAAUGGCCUAUUUGAUAGUGCAACGCAUGCGAUUACCUUCUAGAUCUCCAGUGAGAGCAUUUGUGUAUCCGACAUUUCUUCCAUACUUUCCCUUUCACGCAGUCCAACCCCUAAAAUUGGCAAUUCAACCCCCAGUGCCAAGUGAAGAGUCCCUGGGCCAAAAGAGCUCCCCAGUAAUAUUAAUGGAUAACUUGAACUACUUAGAAUAGCGGUAAAUGCUUAAGGCAGGAGUUAGCAGGAGACGCGAUCUAUAUAAAUGAAUAUUGACGAAAUGAGCGAUUUUUGAUAGUCAGAGAACUCCGUUGCCAGCCAUCGGCCAAUUUCCAUGGGAAUCGGUCUUUGGGGGAAGGCGACUAGAUGAGGAGUUCGAGUGUAAAAUUAUUUGCGACUGCUGUAGGAUAACCUAGUUCGAUAUUUAGAGCCACGUUCGACUAUGUUAAACGGUAUAUGAAUACAUAAAUAUAUGGAUAUGCUUACAGAUUAAAGAUACUUACCUAUAGAGUUAUAGAGCGUACGUUUUGUAUCUACCUAUUUAUUGGAAAAUUUAUGUUUAUGUUUUUCGCAAAAAAGAAACCCUCUUCCAAUGUUUUGUUUAAGUGAUGUGUUUACUGUGUGUUUGCUGUAUUUUGUUGUAUGCCAACGCUUGAAUACAAUGAUUUCUUCAAUGCCAUAUUAAUCUUAAUUCGAAAGCAAGUAAACAAGUAAGCAAAACCAUUGCGCAAAUAUUUCCAUAAAUACCAGUUGUAAGAAACGAACGGUAUGCAACAUACCCAAAAGCAUAAUCACGAUUUCAAAUACGUAAUAAUAAUAAUGAAACAUGAAACUAAAUUGGAGUAAGAAGGAGCUGAGAAAUUAAAUGUCGUUUGCCAGUGACUAAAAUUUUAAAUUAACUACCAUUAAGUGAGGAAACUAAAAGGCGUCGAUUGAAGGCCUGCAGAUCUACAAAACGAAAAAAAAAAA
This is a messenger RNA of Drosophila suzukii, 3246 nucleotides long. The record is from RefSeq and is a predicted model, not a curated record. NCBI's taxonomy places the organism in Eukaryota, Metazoa, Arthropoda, Insecta, Diptera, Drosophilidae.